AUGAUGUCGACCCUUCAAAAGAUCUUGAAGCGCCUUUGGAGUCAUUUGGGGUCAAACGAGGUUGACUUGCAACGAGUACAACGGGCACUGGGGUUCCUUGUUGGACUAGGCCAACGACACCGCAAGCAGUCCACGAUUAGCCGAAUGCUCUUUGUGUAUCAAGAGACAUCUUCAUACAACAUGAACGUAUUUGGCACUGUUUCCAAAGUCUUUUCGUGGUGUUCCGGGCAAAGGUUGGUGAUUGAUUUCGGUCUUGCGUUGAAGAACAAUAGUGGACUAUUUGGCACUCCUUUCUUAUUUGUAAUCUAA
This is a messenger RNA of Cylindrotheca closterium, 309 nucleotides long. The record is from the annotation of a GenBank genome assembly. Lineage: Eukaryota; Bacillariophyta; Bacillariophyceae; Bacillariales; Bacillariaceae.